Messenger RNA from Dentiscutata heterogama, 498 nucleotides. The record is from the annotation of a GenBank genome assembly. NCBI's taxonomy places the organism in Eukaryota, Fungi, Glomeromycota, Glomeromycetes, Diversisporales, Gigasporaceae.
ACAACCAUGUCAACGCUAAUAGAGAAAGUGAAGGAACUAAUAGGACAACAAGCUGAAAUCCAAAGACAAUGGAAUAAACAAAUGCAAAAUACUAUGAACAAAUAUUUUAACAAACUGGAACAGGUCGGUAUAAUGAGUGAUAUCACAGAUUCAAAUAACAACUAUAUGAAUAAAAAAGAGAUUAAUGCAGGCUUGUCAGAUGCAACAAUACAUACAAACAGUGAACCAAUAAUAGCAAAAAACAAAGCCCAGAAAUAUCUAUCAAUUAAUUACUCAACACUAAAGCAGCUACCAACAGUUCAAGGAUUCGCAAACCCACUAGCAGCUAGUAUUAAAACAUUUGGAAGCUAUAUCGAACUUACUGAAUUUGCAUACAAAAACAUAAAAGCAAGUGCAAAAUAUCAUCAUAAUGAUCUACCAUUGCAGGCCUCAGAAGGGGGAUAUAUUGCUAUUGGCAAACAACCAACAUAUAACAAAUUUAAUGAUAUAUUUAAAUAG